This is a messenger RNA of Labeo rohita (rohu), 2309 nucleotides long. RefSeq names its product solute carrier family 35 member B1 (gene slc35b1). The transcript is spliced from 9 exons. The record is from RefSeq and is a predicted model, not a curated record. Gene Ontology annotation, cellular component: endoplasmic reticulum membrane; Golgi membrane. NCBI's taxonomy places the organism in Eukaryota, Metazoa, Chordata, Actinopteri, Cypriniformes, Cyprinidae. Gene Ontology annotation, molecular function: UDP-galactose transmembrane transporter activity; UDP-glucose transmembrane transporter activity. Gene Ontology annotation, biological process: UDP-galactose transmembrane transport. Bases 528 to 1517 code for a protein of 329 amino acids.
GUCCUUCUUUUCUAGUGUCAUUUGACGCGUCAAAUGAAAACAUUUAUUAGACACUGCCAAAGCAGUGGUUAUCAUGUGUUGUUACUAAAUGUCAAAACCAGAUUGUUAACUUAGUAUCUCGAGUAUAGGAGUUAAUUAAACCGUUGAGGCUUUUUCGCAAUAAUUUGACACAAAAGCCGGAUUUUUAUUUGCAUUCACUCACACGUCAUUUUCAAGAUGCGGCUAUUUGGACACAGCUAGCGCCGUUCAUUCACAUUACUGAUCUGUCCAGGAAUAAAACAGAAAUACAAGAGGUAAUAAGAGCGGACGUUUAAUAUCGUUGUUAUUGUAAGUCGCUUUUGGUCUAUAGAUGUAAUAUCAGAGGAAGGAGAGCCUCAUCAUCACAACAGAGAAGAAGAGGGGGUAUCUAGAGUCGCGUCAUCAUUUCCGGGCUACCGAUCGCCGGUAGAGUGGAUCGGGACGCAGGAGCGCGGGGUACGGGGAGCGGAGCGGUGUCCGUGUCCAUACCGAGACUGCUGGACGAUAGCAUGGCCGCCGGGAAGGCAGCGAGCAAACCGUCUCUCUGGCAGAACGAACGGCUCCGGUUCAUUGUCUGUUUCUGCGGGGUGUUCGUGUGUUACUUCUACUAUGGGAUACUGCAGGAGACAAUCACGCGAGGAGACUACAGUCACGCGGGGAAGAAGGAGAAGUUUCGUUACGCCACUACACUAGUCUUCAUCCAGUGUAUCAUCAACGCCGCUUUCGCCAGACUCUUAAUUCAGUUUUUCGAGGGCUCAAAGCAGGACCACACGAGAGGUUGGCUGUAUGGCGUGUGCGCUCUGUCUUACCUGGGCGCCAUGGUGUCCAGUAACUCUGCCCUGCAGUAUGUCAACUACCCCACACAGGUGUUGGGAAAAUCUUGUAAACCAAUUCCAGUGAUGAUUCUGGGCGUCACAAUCCUAAGAAAGAAAUAUCCCAUGGCGAAGUAUCUGUGCGUGUUUCUAAUCGUCACCGGGGUGGCUCUCUUCCUCUACAAACCCAACAAAGGCUCCAGCACAUCAGAUGAACACACAUUUGGCUUUGGAGAGAUGCUGCUGCUGCUGUCGCUGACUCUGGAUGGACUGACGGGUGUAGCUCAGGACCACAUGAGGGCACGGUACCAAACGGGAGCCAAUCACAUGAUGCUGAACGUCAACAUGUGGUCCACACUGGUUCUAGGAAUAAUUGUGCUUUGGACAGGGGAGGUGUGGGAGUUUUUGUCAUUUGCAGACCGGUAUCCUGGCAUCAUCUAUAACAUCCUCCUGUUCGGUAUCACUAGCGCUCUUGGACAGACGUUCAUUUUCAUGACUGUGGUGUAUUUUGGUCCGCUCACCUGUUCCAUCAUCACAACCACACGGAAGUUUUUCACCAUCCUGGGGUCUGUGCUGCUGUUUGGGAACAUCAUCAGCCCUAUGCAGUGGUUUGGUACCAUCCUCGUCUUCCUUGGCCUUGGACUGGAUGCCAAAUUUGGAAAGUCUCCUAAGAAGACGACACACUGAAGACUGGAGCUCUGUGUGCGUGUAUGCGCACAUGUAUACCUGCGAGACAAACAUUGACUUUUAUUCUAAACACUUUACCACACUAACUCCAUCAUUGGUGUACUUAAGAGAUGACGUUUUAGCACUCAAAAUAUUAUGAUGCUGAUGUUCUGAACAUUUAAUUAUGGGAUAUAUUUGCCCAUCAUCUUCCAAAAUGGUAUCCAUGGUAACAGAGGGACAAAUGUGUCUGUGCCUAAUCAUAAUCUGCCAUGCUCGUACAGUGAAAUCAAAAAGAUAAAAGUUGGAUAAAGAUAAAGAUCCAAUUUAAAACUGUAGUCUAUAAAAUGUAGACACACCAUGGUUGAUUGUACUUCCUGGAAGGCUCCCUCCAGCGAGGCAACCACUGAAUUUUUUAACUACUCCAAUUUGAACUUUUGAGACAUUUCUAUAUAUACCUCCUCGACAUUUGAGAAGUACAGUGAGUUCAGACAGGUGUGUCCUGCCUUAAUUCUAGUCUUAAUUUAGGCAGUGAAUUGUUAAACGUCUCAUCGUCAUUGCAUUCCCCAGAAAGCGCGUGUGUGUAUGCGUGUGUUUACUUUGCGUAUGUAACGCACAAACACCUGUAUAGAUGAAUUAUUUGUCAAAACAUGGCUUUUUCAUACCAGAUGUCAUAUUUAUAUUCAUGUGUCUCAUUUGUCUUGUUUAAAGCCAGUUAAGCAAAUGUUUAGAAAGUUGACAUUUUUUACAAAAUCAAGUCAUCUGCAUUAAACUGUAUCCUUAUGUCAGAAUAAAAAAUGGAAUUUUAUAGAUCAA